AGACGUGCGAGCAGAUACAGCACUGGCAACAACUUGAGCUCAUCAUCCUCUCGGUCUCAAAGGUGUCCCGAAGGUCUUCUGCGGCGUUGUUCAGCUUCGCUCCCGGCGGUCGGCAUGAAGUGGUUCGUGGUCCUCGUGGCCGUCUGGGCAUCGGCGACUCUGGCAGCGGGCCAGGAGAGUUCGACCGGCACAUCACAUGCACCCACGACACAUGCCCCUACAACGCAUGCACCCACAACCCAUGCCCCCACGACGCACGCACCCACGACUCAUGCACCCACGACGCUGGCCCCGACGACCACUGCUGCGCCCCCAACUCCGCCUGUGCCCCCUGUCAACAAUUAUGUCCUGAGGGAUGCCGACAACCAGACCUGCGUGAUGAUGAUUGCAGCCCUCCAGCUGAAGGUGUCCUACCUCGCCAAGGACUCUAAGUGGAGGGAUGCCCUGCUGGUGCUGGACAACACGACGACCGUGGACCCGGCCAACAGCUCGUGCGGCCACUCGGAGCAGACGCUGGCCCUGAGGUGUGGGACCAGCCUGCUCAGCAUGACCUUCACCAAGAACGAGACCAACUUCCUGUCUGGCAUUGUGGCGGAGUACGUCCUGGACACGGUGCACUUCCCGGACGCCCAGCACCAGGGGGAGCUGGUGAAGGUGGGCAAUGAGAGCCUGCACCUGUUCGGGGUGGAGCAGGGCCGGUCGUACCUGUGCGGGGCGGACUCCCCCGUGCCCCUGGGUGGCAACACCACCCUGGACGUGCUCAACGUGCAGCUGCAGGCAUUUGUCAACACCACCGUGCAGCCCGAGGGCUUUGGCAGCGCGGUGCACUGUGUGCAGAACAACGACAUCAGCAACAUUGUGCCCAUAGCGGUGGGCUCUGCCCUGGCUGCCCUGGUGGUGAUUGUGCUGCUGGCCUACCUGGUAGGACGCAGUCGCAGCCGUCAGAAGGGCUACCAGUCCGUCUAGAAGACCGCCGGAGGCGCCACUGUACAUACCGGGGACCUGUGGGUGUUUUAAAUGUUCGGCUUUCUACUAAUGUUUUGGGAGUGUUUAGAAUGGCCCCUGCUUCAAGUGCACUUUGGCUGGAUGAAUGCUGUUUUUACUGAGACUUAAUAAACGAGUGCUUUCCUUUUUCUCC
Ixodes scapularis (black-legged tick) is the source of this 1138-nucleotide messenger RNA. RefSeq names its product lysosome-associated membrane glycoprotein 1 (gene Lamp1). Gene Ontology annotation, cellular component: membrane. The record is from RefSeq and is a predicted model, not a curated record. Bases 115 to 966 code for a protein of 283 amino acids. Lineage: Eukaryota; Metazoa; Arthropoda; Arachnida; Ixodida; Ixodidae. The transcript is spliced from 5 exons.